UCUUGGACGACCACACCUCUGGUCCACAAGAAAAAGCAUCCCUAUUCUUAACCCCCCUCUUCGGGGUGGAGCCUGCAAACCGCCGCGUAUGCGAUGUGAUCGGCUUACUCCUUUCCUCCAGAGUAAGCCCAGUAGUUGCAGGAGGGAACGGGGCUCUCUUCGGCGCCUGGCUUCCGAUUCCUCCUAGCCGCCCGGCAGGCGCGAUUCUCUACCGGCUGCUGCUGUUGCCGCCGCCGCCGCUGCUGCCGCCCCUUUAAGGACGCCUGCUUGCCACUCCGCGCCGUAGAUGGGCCAGGCUUGGGAGGCGGGGAUUCGCUAGAGCAGCCCCGAGAGCGCUUCACCUGCCGCUCAGACCGGCUGCGAGGAAUUAAGAGGGGGAAAACGAGGAGGAGCAGCUGCCGCCGCCGCCGCCGAGGUAGCGGCUGCGAAGAGUUGGCGGCUCUGAGGGACGCGCCGGAAAAGGAAGGGGAUCAAAAGGCACCGUCAAGCAGGGUAGAGCAGAGUAGAGCAGAGCAGGGUUUGCAAGCUUGGGGUUGUCCUGCUCGGGCUGAGCCAAGCGGCGGCAGUGGCUGCAGCAGGCGGCGGCGAGGAAAGGAGAGAGACGACCCCGGCUCGGGAUCAGCGGAGAUGCUGAUGGGCUCGGAGAUGCUACUUCUCUGGCUCUUUUGCUGCGGGGGCUCGGCGAGGGCGCACAAUGGGGAUCUUACAGUCAGGCCCACCUGCAAACCAGGCUUCUCGGAAGAUGAUUACACAGCACUGGUUUCCCAAAACAUCGUGGAAGGCCAGAAGUUACUCAAAGUGAAAUUCAGCGGCUGCUCAGAGAGCAAGGGAAUUCAAUACGAAACUGACAAUUUGGACUUCAAGGUGAGGACCGAUGGAACUAUCUACGCCACCCAACAGGUGCAAAUCCCCUCGGAGCAGACAAUAUUUAUGGUGACGGCAUGGGACCACCAGGCCCUAGAAAGAUGGGAAACAAUGGUCAGGUUACUGGUGGGAGAGAACUCACAACACAAGGGACACAAGCAGAAAGGAAAGAAGAACAUGUCAGCAGACCUCCUACAACAGCCGAGUGACACUCUGCUGCCCUGGCGCCAUCAGCAGAAUUCUCACGGGCUGAGGCGGCAGAAGCGAGACUGGGUCAUCCCACCAAUCAAUGUGCCAGAAAAUUCGAGAGGACCCUUCCCACAGCAGCUGGUUAGGAUUCGUUCAGAUAAGGACAGUGAGAUCCAUAUAAGAUAUAGCAUCACAGGAGUGGGAGCCGACCAGCCACCUAUGGAAGUCUUCAACAUUGACCCCGUGUCAGGGAGAAUGUACGUGACUCGCCCGAUGGAUAGAGAAGAAAGAGCAUCCUACCAUCUUAGAGCACACGCAGUGGAUAUGAAUGGAAACAAAGUGGAGAACCCAAUUGACCUCUACAUCUAUGUUAUUGACAUGAAUGACAACAGGCCGGAGUUCAUAAACCAAGUCUAUAAUGGAUCUGUUGAUGAAGGAUCUAAACCAGGAACCUACGUGAUGACAGUGACGGCCAAUGAUGCAGACGACAGUACAACAGCCAACGGGAUGGUGAGGUACCGGAUUGUGACCCAAACCCCACAAAGCCCAUCACAGAACAUGUUCACCAUUAACAGUGAGACGGGAGACAUUGUCACAGUGGCUGCUGGACUUGACAGAGAGAAAGUUCAGCAGUACACAGUCAUCGUUCAGGCCACAGAUAUGGAAGGAAAUCUUAACUACGGUCUCUCAAACACAGCGACGGCAAUCAUUAUGGUGACAGAUGUGAAUGACAACCCACCCGAAUUCACUGCCAGCACCUACUCCGGUGAAGUCCCAGAAAACCGAGUGGAAGUAGUGGUUGCUAAUUUGACAGUCAUGGACCGAGAUCAGCCUCACUCACCCAACUGGAAUGCGGUUUACCGGAUUAUCAGUGGAGAUCCUUCCGGUCACUUCACCAUCAGGACAGACCCUGUUACCAAUGAAGGCUUGGUAACAGUUGUGAGGGAAGUUGACUAUGAGAUGAACAGAGCUUUUAUGCUGACGGUGAUGGUGUCCAACCAAGCUCCCCUAGCCAGCGGCAUCCAGAUGUCUUUCCAGUCCACAGCUGGGGUUACCAUUUCAGUCACCGAUGUCAAUGAGCCACCCUACUUCCCCACAAACCACAAGCUCAUCAGGCUGGAGGAAGGAGUGCCUACCGGGACAGCAUUAAUGACCUUUUCAGCUGUGGAUCCUGACCGGUUCAUGCAGCAGGCUGUAAGAUACUCCAAACUGUCAGAUCCUGCAAACUGGCUGAACAUUAAUGCCACAAAUGGUCAGAUCACCACUGCCGCCAUCCUUGAUCGUGAGUCAGCCUAUAUUAAGAACAACGUCUACGAGGCCACGUUCCUAGCAGCUGACAAUGGUAUCCCCUCAGCCAGUGGCACUGGCACACUCCAGAUCUAUCUAAUUGACAUCAACGAUAAUGCUCCUGAGCUUCAGCCAAAGGAGGCACAGAUCUGUGAAAAGCCAAACCUGAAUGUCAUCAACAUCACAGCCGCUGACGCUGACAUCGAUCCAAACGUCGGGCCCUUUGUCUUUGAGCUGCCAAGUGAGCCAUCUGCUAUCAGGAAGAACUGGACCAUUACGCGGCUAAAUGGUGACUAUGCCCAACUCAGUUUACGAAUAAUGUACUUGGAAGCUGGCGUCUAUGAUGUUCCAGUCAUUGUAACAGAUUCUGGAAACCCUCCUCGGUUUAACACGUCCGUCAUUAAGGUCAAGGUGUGUCCAUGUGACGAGAAUGGAGACUGCACCACCAUAGGAGCUGUUGCUGCAGCGGGGCUGGGAACUGGAGCCAUCAUUGCCAUUUUGAUAUGUAUCAUCAUUUUACUAACCAUGGUUUUGCUGUUUGUGGUAUGGAUGAAGCGUAGAGAAAAGGAGCGUCACACAAAGCAGCUUCUCAUUGACCCAGAGGAUGAUGUCCGGGAUAACAUACUGAAGUACGAUGAGGAAGGAGGUGGAGAAGAAGACCAGGAUUAUGAUUUAAGUCAACUUCAGCAGCCAGAGAGUAUGGAUCACGUUUUGAACAAGGCAAAUGGAGUCAGACGGGUUGAUGAGAGACCGAUUGGCGCAGAGCCCCAGUAUCCUAUAAGACCUGUAAUCCCCCAUCCUGGUGACAUUGGGGAUUUUAUUAAUGAGGGCUUAAGAGCAGCAGAUAAUGACCCAACAGCCCCGCCGUAUGACUCCCUUCUUGUCUUUGACUAUGAGGGCAGUGGCUCAACCGCAGGGUCCGUCAGCUCACUUAACUCCUCGAGCUCCGGAGACCAAGAUUAUGACUACCUUAACGACUGGGGGCCAAGGUUCAAGAAACUGGCGGACAUGUAUGGGGGAGGCGAAGAUGACUAAACUGACCUCACUUCAUUGUUUUGCAAAAAGAGGAAAACUAUAGCAUUAGAAAGAUGAUGAUGAAGAAGAAGAAGUAAAAAAGAAACCCAGUGUUGAAGAAGAAAGGAGUGAAAAACAAAAGAAGCAAGAACUGUACAGAUGUGGCAGCUUUUUUUAAAUUAAUAUCCCCUGCUGACUGUAUUGCUUUCAGUGGUGAUUUAGAAAGUUUCUUUUUCUGUUAUUUUUUUCCCUUUAUUUCUCUUUUUUCCUUUUUUUAAAAGAAUAUCGAGCUGUCUAGCAUGAACACUCAUCUCUGCUGCAGUUGUGUGUGGUUUUUUUUUUUUAAAAGUGAUUUUUUUUCCCAAUGUGUCAGCAGGGAUAUCGCUUGUUCUAUCCACUUUAUGACUAAAGGGAGUGAAAGGCACCCUGUCUUAACUUGAAUUUCUUAGAACAGAAGCACUGUUUUUAAAAUAUAUAUAUAGAUAUAUAUAUUUGAAAGUGCCUUUUGGUACACGUAUCAGAUUCCCUCAAUCUCAGGAGUGUUCAAAAGAAACAAACAAAAAUUUACGUUUCCACCAUCUUGGACACCACACUCUAUGACCCUAAGCCAGUUCUAGCUGGGAAGGAAUUAACAAAAACAACCCCAACGAACAGGAACUUUGGAAUGGUUUCUUUGGGGAGCCUUUUUUUUUUCCUAAAAAAAAUUAUGGGCAAGUUCUUUGCAGGGGGGAGGGACUAAAGAAACAAAAUGCUUUGAAUAAAACAAAACAAACAAUCUAAACUGCUAUCUUUCGGCCUAAAGCUGAUGGUGAACUGAGUAAACCUGUUGUAUAUAUAAUUCACUGUUUAGCCAAUGCAAAAUACCGACCUGGGUUUUCUCUUGUGGCCUGGUCACAUGUGAUGUAGCUUCCUAGAACUAUAGCAUUGGUGAGCCUUUGGUGAGUACAAUGCAAAAGAUCUUGCAUAAGCCCAACAGUAAAUGAUGACAAGACCAAAGGCUGCUUGUGUAAGAGAGCUGUUUUUCUUCCUUUUCUGUUCUUUUUUUGUUAAAGCUCCCUCCCUCCACCUCCUGAGUCCCAUCCACCGUGGUUAGGUUGUGCGUUUCUAUCAGAUGUCAAUCAUAAAGAACUGAAUGUGGAAUUCUGAAUGAAUGUUAGGAAUACAGAGCUAUGGGCAACUGAAGAAAUGGUUUUAAGGAGGCUGUGCAAGCUCUAUCAUGGGGGGGGCUGUUGCACCAUAUAUUUAAAGCAGUAUCAUACCACUUUAAACAGUCA
Molecule: messenger RNA, 4628 nt
Organism: Rhineura floridana
Lineage: Eukaryota; Metazoa; Chordata; Lepidosauria; Squamata; Rhineuridae
Gene: CDH4
Product: cadherin 4
Exons: 16
Coding region: 628-3375 (915 amino acids)
Biological process (GO): calcium-dependent cell-cell adhesion; adherens junction organization; cell-cell junction assembly
Cellular component (GO): catenin complex; plasma membrane; adherens junction
Molecular function (GO): cadherin binding; calcium ion binding
Source: RefSeq, a predicted model, not a curated record